AGCGCGCCCGCCCCGACCCCGGCCCGGCCCCGCGCUGGGGGAAGAUGGCGCAGGACGCCGGCGUUAUGGAGGACGGGCAGCUCUCGGACUCGGACUCCGACAUGACGGUGGCCCCCAGCGAGCGGCCGAAAGGACUGUGCGGGGACAGCACCGUGAAGCCCUUCCAGGCCACUGCAGCAGCUUGCAUGCCACCUUCCCAUUAUCGGACUGUCAAAGGUGUGGAUUCGAGUGAAGAGAGCUUUUCGGAUUCAGACGAGGAAAGCUCCCUGUGGAAACGCAAGCGGCAGAAGUGUGGUAAUCCUCCUCCCAAACCAGAGCUAUUUCCCUUUGGCCAGAACAUCCAGAAACCUGCGGCCGGAGGGAAAAAGGUGAACAACAUCUGGGGUGCUGUGCUGCAAGAACAGAACCAGGACGCAGUGGCCACCGAACUUGGAAUCUUGGGAAUGGAGGGCACAAUCGACAAAAGCAGACAGUCAGAGACGUACAAUUAUUUGCUGGCGAAGAAACUCAAGAAGGAAUUCGAAGAGCAUACAAAAGAAUUAGACAAAGAGCUAGAUGAAUAUAUGCAUGGUGGCAAAAAAACCGAAGCCCGGGAAGAGGAAAAUGAAAAUGGGCAAGGUCAUCUCAAACGCAAGCGACCCGUCAAAGACAGGUUGGGAGACAGACUGGAAAUGAACUAUAAAGGUCGUUAUGAGAUCACAGAGGAUGAUUCUCAGGAGAAAGUGGCUGAUGAAAUUUCUUACAGGUUGCAGGAACCUAAGAAAGAUUUGAUAGCCCGUGUAGUUAGGAUAAUUGGAAAUAAAAAGGCAAUUGAACUUCUGAUGGAAACUGCUGAAGUUGAGCAAAAUGGGGGCCUUUUCAUAAUGAAUGGUAGUCGAAGAAGAACACCAGGUGGAGUUUUUUUGAAUCUCCUGAAAAACACUCCUAGUAUCAGCGAGGAACAAAUUAAGGACAUUUUCUACAUUGAAAAUCAAAAGGAAUAUGAAAAUAAAAAGGCUGCUAGGAAGAGGAGAACACAAAUAUUGGGGAAAAAGAUGAAACAGGCUAUUAAAAGUCUAAAUUUUCAAGAAGAUGAUGAUACGUCACGAGAAACUUUUGCAAGUGACACAAAUGAGGCUUUGGCCUCUCUUGAUGAAGGACAGGAAGGACAUGGAGAAACGAAGUUAGAUGCAGAGGAAGCCAUCGAAGUGGAUCAUUCUAACGAUUUGGACCUCUUUUAAUGCGAUUUGAAUUAUAAACCUUUCUAAGUUAACAACAUUGUAACCAUUUCUACUGAGAUUAUUUUGUUUUACUUUGCACUGAUUAAAAAAUCUGGAAAGACAAGUUUUCUGUUGUAAAUAAAAAGGAAUAAAUUGGGAAA
This is a messenger RNA of Suncus etruscus (white-toothed pygmy shrew), 1360 nucleotides long. RefSeq names its product phosphorylated adaptor for RNA export (gene PHAX). The record is from RefSeq and is a predicted model, not a curated record. The coding region runs from base 45 to 1220 and encodes 391 amino acids. Gene Ontology annotation, biological process: snRNA export from nucleus. NCBI's taxonomy places the organism in Eukaryota, Metazoa, Chordata, Mammalia, Eulipotyphla, Soricidae. Gene Ontology annotation, cellular component: nucleus. The transcript has 5 exons.